AUGGCUCCCGCUCGGCGUCACAGAAUCGGAGCUAGUCGCCGACGAAGAGAAGACGAAGGCGAAGAUGAGGGUUCAACGGUGGGGCAUGUGGAGGAAUAUGAUGAUUCGAUGAGUGAUGGAUCGCUACCGAGCCAUUUGGGCGACGACGACGAUGCUGAUGGCGAGGGAAGCGAUGUCAGUGAAGAUGAGAGUGCAGGGAUGCAACAUGGUAGCACUAAAAGAAACGGACAUACUCGUGCUACUGGUGGAGGGAAUGGGGACACCUCAGGAGAGAAACUGGAUGUUCCGUUCAAACCGACAUUAACCGCGACAGUGUCCGAUACGGAAGCGAUGAUGAACGGACUGAGAAUUUCGGCCGGACAGGAAAUCGAAGAGAUAGAAUUUGACAGUAUGAGUAAGACAAAGGAUAAAAUCGGGAGGACACCAUCGGCGCCGCCUACGGAGUCGCGAAGAGAGACAUUUGCUGAGCGAAAACGACGGGAGCAUGAAGAAUAUAUCAAGGCUAGGGACGAGAAUCCUGCAUUUGUUCCAACACGAGGAGGUUUUUUCUUGCACGACAAGAGAUCUGUAGAUGGACCUCGAUCUCAUGUCAAUAAGUCAAAGUCACGGCCAUAUGGACUUAUUGUUGAUGGAAAUGUGGGAAGACGCCAGAAAACUGACGCCAGUGACGGACAAUGGACUCACGACCUGCACGAUACAGUCGUUCGCGAUGAUAGACCUACCAACUCCACCUUUACACCUCCACACCCGCAAAAUACAAACACAGGGUAUACAAAUGGCUCUGCAACAGUGACUGUUGCACCUCGCUCUACACCCCCGAACCGCUCUUUCUCGACGACCCUGUUAAUUGGAAAUGUUCCCGUACGAGUUUUUCUACCUGGAAUGGAAGCUGCGAUCCCCUUUGCUGCUGUCCCGAAGCGUCAGCAUACACGGUUACCACAGCACCGCCCUCCCCUGAGACGGGAUAAACCCGUUCGUGUUUCAUUGCCUGAUGCACCACCCAAAUAUAUCCUACCGGCACCUGAGCGGUCGUUCAUAUUCAUUCCUCGUGCGCUUCGGCCGAAUCAACAGUCCUUCAGAGGACGAGGACGAGGUGGAUAUUACACUAGCCGAAGACCCAGCUUCUAUCAGCCAGGCUCGGUUUACUCGCCCAGUAUAUCCAUGAGUCGCAGAUCGUCUCUGCGGGAAGGCAUGCAUUCACCAGCGGCAUCUGUGCUCUCGAGACAAAAUAUGGCGACGGGUGAAGUCAAACCUAUCGUGCGUCUUCCACCUUCAGUUCGCCCACCUGGCGUUAUGGUGCCCGGUGGACCAGUCAUGCCGGCGGUUCCUAUCCUACCACAGGUUCCCAACACGGCUUAUAGAGAAAGCCGUGGGGGGCCAAUGACUAUGCACCAACCCCGACCGCAGAAAACCGUUUCCUUGGCCGAUAUCGAGAGCCCGGCAAGCUUCAACUUCAACCCUCCUCAACCACAACAAGAACAACCGUUCCACCAACAAGUUCCUGUGGCUAUGGCAGCUCCGGGCUAUGGGCCGGACGGGGCAUACAUGCACGGACGUCACUCGUCUCAUCCCAGCCAGCCGUCAGGCACACCUCUUUCGCAUAUUCCCGAGCGCGCUAUCCAUGCGGCACCCUUCCAGCCGUAUGGAGUACCUUCUCAGCCUGCGUAUUAUGCUGCUGGUUAUUCUCCAGGAGCUAUGUACUAUCCAGUCCCUGGGAACGAGUUCCCGCAUUACACGCCUCCGGCUGUUAAUAGCGGCCUGGGCUACGGACCCCCUCCAUCUCACCCAUCACACCUCCCACCAGGCCCUCAAGCAGGGGGCCAACCGUACAUGCUCCACGCGGGGCCACCGGCAGCUCCACCUUCGGCACCUCCACACUCAACGGGGGAGCAACAAGCUUCUCAUACAGGCACAGUAGCCCACGAAGCCAACGGCACAGUCUAUUUCUACGACGCACAGGAACUAUAUCAUCCUAAUGCAGCGUACAACGCAACCGGCGGGGUUGUCGGAAUGGGCGGCAUGAUGACGCCACCAGGCACGACGUAUUAUUAUCCGCAGUCUUCGGGCGUUUAUUAUCCUCAGUGA
Talaromyces marneffei is the source of this 2085-nucleotide messenger RNA. RefSeq lists its product as uncharacterized. The transcript has 2 exons. Gene Ontology annotation, molecular function: mRNA binding. The record is from RefSeq and is a predicted model, not a curated record. Bases 1 to 2085 code for a protein of 694 amino acids. Gene Ontology annotation, cellular component: exon-exon junction complex. Gene Ontology annotation, biological process: mRNA processing. Lineage: Eukaryota; Fungi; Ascomycota; Eurotiomycetes; Eurotiales; Trichocomaceae.